UGCUCCUUCUCUUUUGAUUUCUUUUCUGGUGCAGGUGUCUCCAAGAGGUAUACUAUAUAAUAUUCUUUAGAAGCAACAAACAUGUCUGGCGAAAAAAAGCUCCAAUCCAACUUCUGGACUGAUUUCCUUAUGGGUGGUAUCUCCGCCGCAGUCUCCAAGACUGCUGCUGCACCAAUCGAAAGAGUCAAGCUUUUGAUCCAAAACCAAGAUGAGAUGCUCAAGCAAGGCAGAUUGGCCAAGAGAUACGAAGGUAUCGGCGAAUGUUUCUCCAGAACCGCCAAGGAAGAAGGUAUUGUUUCCUUCUGGAGAGGUAACACCGCUAACGUCAUCAGAUACUUCCCAACCCAAGCUUUGAACUUCGCCUUCAAGGACAAGUUCAAGAAGAUGUUCGGUUUCAAGAAGGACGAAGGUUACUGGAAGUGGUUCGCAGGUAACUUGGCUUCUGGUGGUUUGGCCGGUGGUACUUCUUUGUUCUUUGUCUACUCCUUGGACUAUGCUAGAACUAGAUUGGCCAACGACGCCAAGGCUUCCAAGGGUAACGGUGAAAGACAAUUCAACGGUUUGUUCGAUGUCUACAAGAAGACCUUAGCUUCCGACGGUAUUGCUGGUUUGUACAGAGGUUUCUUGCCAUCUGUUGUUGGUAUUGUUGUCUACAGAGGUUUGUACUUCGGUUUGUUCGACUCCUUGAAGCCAGUUAUUUUGGUUGGCUCUUUGGAAACCAACUUCUUGGCUGCCUUCUUGUUAGGUUGGGCUGUCACCACUGGUGCUUCUACCGCUUCCUACCCAUUGGAUACCGUUAGAAGAAGAAUGAUGAUGACUUCUGGUCAAGCUGUCAAAUACAAGGGUGCUUUCGACGCUUUCUCCCAAAUUGUCGCCAAGGAAGGUAUCAAGUCCUUGUUCAAGGGUUGUGGUGCUAACAUCCUGAGAGGUGUUGCCGGUGCCGGUGUCAUUUCCAUGUACGAUCAAUUACAAAUCAUCUUGUUCGGUAAGAAGUUCUAAUAAGCAACUUAACUGAGUGUUGAUUUUAUUGACUCUUUUGUCUAAUAUCAUCUGUCUGUUUAAGUUAUUUAUUCCAUUUCUUUUAUUAUUAUUAUUUAUUAUAUAAGUAUUUGUUUAUAUAUUUUGCUUGAUAAUAUCCUAAUGAAUAUUUAUUAUGAAUUAAAAUUUUCGGUUCUUGAAG
This is a messenger RNA of Pichia membranifaciens NRRL Y-2026, 1180 nucleotides long. RefSeq lists its product as hypothetical. Gene Ontology annotation, cellular component: mitochondrial inner membrane. The record is from RefSeq and is a predicted model, not a curated record. Bases 82 to 999 code for a protein of 305 amino acids. Gene Ontology annotation, molecular function: ATP:ADP antiporter activity. Gene Ontology annotation, biological process: mitochondrial ADP transmembrane transport; mitochondrial ATP transmembrane transport. The transcript has a single exon. NCBI's taxonomy places the organism in Eukaryota, Fungi, Ascomycota, Pichiomycetes, Pichiales, Pichiaceae.